AUGUCGUCGCUCAAACGAUGCAUAUUACUUUGUUGCCUUUGGUGCCUCUCUUCCUGGGCAGCAAAGGUUGAAAAGACGCUACGGUUUACCUGGGAGAAGGGUGCGCCUAAUGGCCAAUCGCGAGACAUGAUCUUUACGAAUGGGCAAUUUCCCGGCCCCAGCCUCCUGUUCGAUGAGGACGACGAUGUCGAAAUUACAGUUCACAAUGACAUGAAUCGAAACGUGACCGUUCACUGGCAUGGCCUUGCUCAAGAAGGCACACCCUGGGCUGACGGCGUGAUGGGGCUGUCACAAAAGCCCAUCUUGCCAGGAGAGUCUUUUGUGUACAAGUUCAAAGCCUCACCGGCCGGAACACACUGGUACCAUUCUCACGAGCGCAUGUCUCUUAUCGACGGCCUUCAUGGUGCCAUGUUCAUAAGACCAAAGCAAAACAUGAGAGAAUUAUGGUCCAAGAUUAGCCAGGAUCCAGAGGAUAUCGAAGCAAUGGACAAGGCAGCGGCCAAUCCACAGCUAAUGGUGUUGUCGGACUGGACUCGUCUCACAUCUGACGAGUAUUGGAGAGUGAUUGAAGAGUCCAAGAUAUUAAUAUUCUGCGUUGAUAGUAUUUUAUUGAAUGGCCACGGGGAGCUGUACUGCCCACCUCACGAAUUCCUCAUCAGUCAAACACAGCCGAUGCCACAGAAGUUUACUUUUCCAGAUUACAACGUAACAGAUAAAGGGUGUUUCCCUAUACAAGCAGAGGGCAUUCAGGGUCCCUGGGUCAACGAAAGCCACCCCGAAAAAGUACCAGAUCACAUGCAAUGGGGUUGUGUACCUUCAAAAGGGUCAAAUUAUACAGUCGAAGUCGAUGCGGCGGACCGCUGGGUCAGCAUGAACUUCGUUGCGGCGGCGGCGAAUAAGCAAGUCGACUUCUCCAUCGACGAGCACCCCAUGUGGAUUUACGAAGUCGACGGCAACUACGUCGAGCCUAAAAAGAUUGUGGCAGCGGCCAUUACUGCCGGCGAGCGCUAUUCUGUGCUGGUCAAGUUGGACAAGCCCCCUGGCCGCUACACCAUUCGACUGCCAGACACUGGGGCAACGCAGGUGAUUUCAGGCUUUGCAAACAUGGUGUACAAAGGUGCGGAAGAGGUAGUACCGGACACUCACCCUUACGUUACGUACGGGGGGCUGAAUGCGCGAGAGGAGACUGCGACGCAAAGCUACACGCCAUAUAAUAUCACCUCGGACAACAUGCCACCAUGGCCCGCGAAUGCUCCAGCUGCUACGGCUGACGAGGAGUUUCUUCUCGUCAUGGGCCGGGCUGGAGCACCGCAUCUUUACACCAUGAACACAAAGUACAUGUACCCUGUUGACUUCAAAGCCGACCGCCCGCUGCUUUUCUAUCCGAACCAGACCCUAGGAACUGAAGACGAGAAUCUCGUCGUGCGUACUAAGAACGGCUCCUGGGUAGAUUUGAUUCUCCAGGUUGCCGUUUUGCCCGGCGACGGCGUGGCGUUCGAGCACAUCAUGCACAAACACGGCAGCAAGACGUGGAGAAUAGGAAACGGAGCCGGUAAGUGGAAAUACAGCAGUGUUGCUGAAGCUAUUGCGGCCGAGCCGGAGAGCUUCAAUCUCAAAGACCCAGGGUACAGAGAUACCUGGAUGACAAUGUUUUCUCCCGUCCCAGCUGGUGGGUAUUGGAGUGUCUUUCGCUACCAGGUCACAAACCCGGGCCCUUGGCUCUUCCAUUGUCAUUUCGAGUUGCACGCCAUGGGAGGCAUGUCCAUCGCACUGCUGGACGGAGUCGAUGUCUGGCCAGAGGUGCCAGCCGAGUAUGCUAUUGAGGAGAGCCGUCCGCUUACUGUGACAUCAAACAAGGCGCAGAAGCCUCUGUAUGUCAAGAUUUGGGAUUAUGUAAAGGGGGUAUUGGGAUUCCUCCCUAUUACAGAUGAAUUGCGCCGCUGA
Messenger RNA from Metarhizium acridum CQMa 102, 1944 nucleotides. RefSeq lists its product as uncharacterized. NCBI's taxonomy places the organism in Eukaryota, Fungi, Ascomycota, Sordariomycetes, Hypocreales, Clavicipitaceae. The record is from RefSeq and is a predicted model, not a curated record. Gene Ontology annotation, molecular function: oxidoreductase activity; copper ion binding.